Molecule: messenger RNA, 1735 nt
Organism: Macrobrachium nipponense
Lineage: Eukaryota; Metazoa; Arthropoda; Malacostraca; Decapoda; Palaemonidae
Exons: 7
Coding region: 123-1454 (443 amino acids)
Source: RefSeq, a predicted model, not a curated record
CUUCCCAAUCGGACGCGAGGCAGUGGAUGCUGGCGGAAGGUUCGCCGCGAACGUUCGCUUCGUUGGCAUUCAGUCAGUGACAAAAUAAUAAGAGGAGUUGUCUGCGGUUACAGGUCUAUGCUAUGGCUUCUGAAGACCCCCUGAGCAUGUCGUUAGAUGACAUCAUCAAAAUGAAGCGCCAAGGGCGGCGUGGAGGCAAAAGCAACCAGAGAGGAAAAAUGAGGGGAAAGGGGAGAGGUAGAGGAAACAUCAACACAGGUAACACAGAACAAUACACAGAAUUUCAGAAAAGCAGACUGGGACCUGGUGGAGGAAGAGGACGUGGGGCUGGAAACAGAGGUUUUGGGAACAGUGGCCGAGGCAGAGGUCUUCGUGUUUUGACAACAAAAUUUGGAGUCAAAGGUGCAGCAAGAGGCAGAAACACAGGUGUGCUACAAGGAAACAGACUUGGUCAGGGCCGGCGGGGAAGGGGCUUUGGUUCAUCAGGGAAGGGAAAUGGCUUAACUAGCGAUGAAAUCAGGAGAAGAGGAAGAGAAGGUAUAAUUCAGAGACUUAAAGACAGGGAUGACUUCACAGACAAUUUUCAAGUACAUGGUGGGGAGUCAGCCUCUACAUCUGGGCGACAGAUGGUAAAAGGGAGACUUAAAUCCUUAAAGAAAUCCAUAUCUAAUAUUCAGCAGCUGAAUCGGAAUAUAGCAAGAAAUGAAAUCGUCAAUCAGCGAAGAGGCAUCGCAGUUGGGAUGAAAACAAGUGGCAACCUGGGAGCUCCCCUAAGAGUUCGUGUAGGCAGUGGAACCAUAGUAAGGGGGCUUAGGUCUGACCAACUUCUUUUGCAGAAGAUCAGGCAGCUGAAGAAAACUAAAGUUCAGUCUAGAUUAGAGAAGCUGGAGGCUUACAGAGAAAAGAGGGACCGAUCACACAACGAAAGGGAGUCUUCACUGGAGUCAAAUUCAAUUGUCUCUCUUUCAUCACAUAGAGGGCUAACCGUCAGCAUUAAGAACGAUAUGGCUUCACAGUCGGUUCAUAAUGGUAUGACAUCCAGAAGUCGGCCACGUCUUAGCCGACACAAGUCAAAGAAAAAUCCCGGUCUCUUUUCUCCAGCUGCCAUUACAAUUGUUAACGACCACGCCAGCUCAUAUGAUUCAGAUUUUGAAAUGUUACCAGACCCUACAAGAAGGAUCACAAAACGUAAUAUAAUAACCACGAGGGAUCCCAGACCUCGAAAUACUGUCUCCUUAAGCAUAGGAGCAGAUAAUCUGCGUUCGUUACCUGAACCCCAUCGACAAAUUUUAGAUCCAAAAAUACAAAAGGAGAUUGCUAUGCUCCAAGGCAAAGAGGAAGUAACUUUAAACAGUGGUCCAGGCCCUGGAGUGAAAGGUUUUAGACAUGUUCCCAGCCAAACAACUCGUUCAUUGAAUGAGCGUUUCACUAAUGAGAGAAUGGUGACUGUUUAAAAACUUUGUCAUAUUAACAUUUCAUUUAACGAUCAAUCAGCUGGUGAAAAGAAUAUUAGCUGACCAUUAACAAUUUAUAUCGAAAUAUUUUCAGCAAUACUGAUGUUUCAGUGUUAACGUGUACUGUAGGGCAGUGACUUCCUAUUUAUUUCUCUCGUAAUACUUGGUAUUGUAUUACCAAGAGCACCUUAGUUUGAUUCAGUGAUGUUUAGGAUGUAAAGAGUUUAUUUUAAGUGAAACCUGGAAUUUGCAAGUGUACGGAGCAAGAAAAAAAAUUUUAA